Molecule: messenger RNA, 2840 nt
Organism: Zootermopsis nevadensis
Lineage: Eukaryota; Metazoa; Arthropoda; Insecta; Blattodea; Termopsidae
Source: RefSeq, a predicted model, not a curated record
CCCAGCCACCCAAGACACAUAUUGGUAUAAUCUGUGGACUUUUUCUGCAGGGUUGAAAUGGAAAGAAAGGUUAAGUGAUUUUUUGUUCGAGGUUUGUGUGUGGUAGUGCACAGUGAGAAGUUGAUAAAAAUCUGUUUUCCUUGUAGCAGAUGAAUACAAAAGUAUUCAAAAUGCCUGCAAUGAAGGACUCAAAUAUUGUGAAGAUUGCCGUUGAAAUGGCACAGCAAGUUCCUCAAUUAAUUGAAUUUAACCAAAAACAACCUCUUGCUGCCAUAAUUCAAGAGCUGUGCAAUGGCUGGGGAUUGUCAGAUCCCGAUCAGUAUGCGUUGCAGUUUUCAGAAAAUAACAACCAGAAUUAUAUCACGGAAAAGAACAGGAAUGAAAUAAAAAAUGGUUCGGUUUUGAGAUUAACGCAUUCACCAUCUACAACUGCCCAUGAUAUACUUCAAAAGUUAAAUACAGGAACAAAUGAAGACAAGUUAAAUGCUGUGCAGAAGUUAUCAAAAUUGAGCACUGAUAUGACGUUUGCUCUUGAAUUCAUAAAUAAGCAAGGAUUGGCUUUAAUAAUAAGUAUUAUUGAAGGAGGAAAAUGUAAAGGAAACAUGCUGGCUUAUUCGUUAAUUUCGUUUGUUGAACUUAUGGACCAUGGUAUUGUAUCAUGGGAUAUUUUGGAAAGCCCAUUCAUCAAUAAAGUUGCAAGUUAUGUGAACAAUCAGGCAGUGGCUCAAGAUGCUAAAGUUGUACAAGCUUCGCUCUCAAUCUUAGAAAACAUUGUUUUAAAUAGUUCAGGGAAAUAUGGCCAAGUGGAGAGGGAAGUAACAUUUCCAAAUCUUGUAAUGCACCUUCAGAGUCAAAAUCCAGUCAUUCAGCAGAAUGCUAUUGCACUUAUCAAUGCAUUAUUUCUGAAAGCUGACAAUUCCAAAAGGAAAGCCAUCUCUGCCACCUUAUCAUCGAAGCAGGUCCGAAACGUAAUACUCACCAAUGUUAUUCAGUCUUCAUCAGGACAGGUUGGUGCUGAAAUGGCUCAUCAGCUGUAUGUGCUUCAAACUUUGACAUUAGGUCUUCUAGAACAACGAAUGAGCAGUAAGAUGGACCCUCAAGAUCAAGAUGCACAUGAAAAGAUCAAGGAACUGCGGAGGAUUGCUUUUGACACAGAUGGUACAGGUGUCUGUGGAGAUGUUACGGCUCGGAAACAGCUUGGUGUCUUUGCCAAAGAUUACAAGAAGCUUGGCUUUAAGUAUGACAUUAACCCAGCACUUGACUUUACUGAAACACCACCCGGAAUGUUGGCCCUUGAUUGUAUGGUCUACUUUGCUCGCCAUCACACCGAGAACUAUACCAAGGUUGUGCUGGAGAACUCCUGCAGAGCCGAUGAGCAUGAGUGUCCCUUUGGGCGAACAAGUGUUGAAUUAGUAAAACUGUUGUGUGAGGUCCUGCGGAUUGGGGAGGCACCAAGCGAACAGGGUCAGAAUUACCAUCCCAUGUUCUUUACACAUGAUCAUCCAUUUGAAGAAUUUUUCUGUAUCUGCAUUAUUCUUCUUAACAAAACGUGGAAAGAAAUGAGGGCAACAAUUGAGGAUUUUGUGAAAGUAUUCAGUGUAGUUCGCGAACAGAUAACAAGAGCCCUCGCAUCUCAACCGACUGGCUUGGAUAAGUUCCGAGCAAAACUUCAGGUGCUGACGUACUCUGAAAUCACAAACCUGUGGCAGCAGGAACGAACCAGUAGAGAGGAGUGGGAGUCUCACGCGAGGCCGAUCGUAGAGCUGAAGGAGCAGAUUAAGCCAGAGAUCAUGGAGCUGAUACAGCAACAGAGGCUUGGUUUCCUUGUUGAAGGGACACGGUUCACAAAAUACUCUAUGAGGGGACAGAGAAUUAAGGACAAGUUCUGGUAUGUCCGUCUCUCACCUAACCAUAAAGUUUUCCACUAUGGUGACUGUGAUGAGAAAAGUGUACCAACUUUGGAGGAGCUUCCCAACAAGCUGGCAGUUGUUGACAUAAAAGCCUUGAUUACUGGAAAAGAAUGUCCUCACAUGAAAGAUAUUAGGGGCAGGAAGACCACGCACCAACUCGCCUUUUCCCUCACGCUUGACUCUGUAGAAGUAACGUCACUUGAUUUUGUGGCUCCAGAUGAACAAGUAUUUGAUUACUGGACAGAUGGAAUCAAUGCUCUGCUGGGAAAUAAGAUGCUGAGUAAAGAAACAGAGAAUGAUGUAGAAACAUUGCUCUCGAUGGAUAUUAAACUUCGUCUCCUGGAUGCAGAGGGUGUUGACAUCCCAGAGGAUCCUCCUCCGAUACCUUCAGAUCCUCCAAAUUAUGACUUCUGCUAUGAACUCAAGUAAAUGCUAAGCCAAGGGUUCUCAACCUGUUCCAGGUCUGGGGCCACAUUCAUCCCUUGUAAUCAAUUUAAGGGCCACAAGAUGUAUAAAGGGGGGCAAUUUUUUGUAUUAAAAAUGCUACCAAGUAAUUAUGCAUGUGAUCGCAUAUUGCUCUAACAAAAUCAUUCAUUAGUGUAAUACUUGCAGUUGCCUGUACUACACUUAUCUUCUAAUGUGAGGUUUAAUUUCUGUUAUUGCAAUUCGCAUACAUCUGUCCAAGUGGUUAUCAGAACGAUGUGUCAUAGUCAUUGAUUUAACGUUCUUAAUUGAGACCUAAGCUGAAAUUUUGAUCAUAGUAAUAGGCAUUGUUAUAUAAUGACAACAUUUUAUGAUAUCAUGGAACUAUUUUUCAUCAUACAAGUUUAUUCAGUGUUAUAAAAAUUGUACGCACAAAACAUGUCAGCAGGCCACAUGCAGUCCAGAGGCUGUGGGUUGCGAACCUUUGUGCUAAGUGAUAAAUCUUAC